Molecule: messenger RNA, 1974 nt
Organism: Entrophospora sp. SA101
Lineage: Eukaryota; Fungi; Glomeromycota; Glomeromycetes; Entrophosporales; Entrophosporaceae
Source: the annotation of a GenBank genome assembly
AUGAGCGGUUGGGAAAACUUAUAUAAUAUUGCAACAGGUGAUUAUCAUAAUGAAAACCUCAAGGAUUCAUACGAUAACUAUUUGAAAACUGCCAAUGCGUUACUUUAUAAACUAGGAAAUGAGGUUACUUUCAUCAGCAGAGAAAGUAUUAAAUCAAAACCCCAUAAUAGUGCUCGUUUGUUUAGUCAACUUAAAACAUGUGUACAAAAAUUAGAAGAUAUUCUUCAAAAUAAAGUUACAGUAGGCAACCUCCCUUCUCCACAACCUUCUUCCAUUUCUGAUUUUGCUCCUACAUUAAAAAACACAACUCCAACACCAUUACAUUUACCGCUUAUUCCAUUUUCUCCUCUAUCAAGAAAUGUAUUACAAUAUUCUCAAGAUCUAGAUGCGGCUAAAGAAAAAAUCAGUAAUAUCAAACAACGAAAUCCUCAAAGAAAAAAUGAUGAUGAUGACAAUUCUCAUCUUAGUCAGCUUCGUAGCAUAGAGGACGAAAUAAGAACCAUCGAAUCAAAAGCUGAAAAGCUCAACAAAGAAAUCAACUUGGUUUCUGAAGUAAAUUUACUUUACUGGGAUGCUGAUGUUAUUGCAGCGCAGUUGACGAUAAUUGAUUGUGAUCUAUUUAGAAAAAUUGAUUUCAAAAAAGAUUUUCAAACAAAAGAUAAAAAAAAUUCAAAACCACAAGCUUGUCUCGAUUUUCAUCGUUAUCUAACCAACAGUUUUUCACAUCAGCUUAUCACUUUUGAUAAUGUCAAAUCAUCUGGAAGUCUUUCACGUGGUAAUGGCGCCCAGCAUCCACGUGAAAGUAUAAUUGCUCAUGCUGUAAGAAUAUCUUAUUACCUGUUAAACGUUUAUCGUAAUUUUAAUAGCUUUGCUGCAAUAAUUAAAGCUUUGAUAUCACCAGAAGUGCGCAGAAUACGUAGGUUAUGGAGUAACAUACCUGCUCGCACAAAUCAAAUCCUAAAAGAAUUAUCCAACCACAUCAAACCAGACAAUGACUACAGUGCAUACAAGGAAAUUUUAUUUCAAAAAUUAGAAUCAUUCCGUGAAGGGAAUCAAGAAACGGUAGUUAUCCCAUGGAUGCAACCUCAUUAUGAGGAAAUUAAGCAAAUCAAUCAAUCUUACGGCACUGGAAAAUCAGGUGGCGACUCUUCAGAAAUUGUACUCUCCCCUCCAGGUGCUCGUAAAUCAAUGUUGAUUUGCUCAUUGCUUGAACAAUGUCAAUUAAAUAUCAUUUCACAAGAACUGGAUGGCGAUGAGCUAGCUUUCAGCCGCAAGACCACCGCUAACACCUCUACCUCUCGUACAAUCAACAUAGAUGGUGUGAAUAUUAAGCUACCAUAUGAUCUUUCAAAGCUAGGAGUGGGAAAUUUAAGUGUACAUCAUUGGCUUGUAUCACGUGUUUACCUUAAUAAACAACAAUUGAUUGAUGAAAAAACAACUAUUGAUCCAUAUGAUACUAUGUUUGAAAACAAUCAAAAUAACAACAACAAUAAUGAUAACCGCACUUCUAAAACAGCAGCAAUACAAAUUCCACAAACAAAUAAACCAACAAGUACUUUCGUCUCACCUGCCCCCAGCCUUAAUCCAAAUGCAUCAGUAUUUAUCCCUCGAUCACACAAUAGCCUUACCAGUCCAUCACCGGGACCAUUGCCAGACAUGGAUAAUAGAAUGAGGGAAGAAGGAUAUAAAAAUCUCAUCUAUCAACAAUUUGAUGAAAAUAAAAAGGUUGGUGAUAUUUCUGAUAAUAGAAAAAAUGGUGAUAAUUCUGACGAUAGUGAUGUAGAUGAUGUUGAAGCUGACGAAGACGAUGUUUUGAGCGAUGAUUUACUAACAUUUCCAGAUUUGGAAAACAAAAUCCAUGUAGAAAAAAUAGAUGAAGAAAAAGAAAUUGAAAAUUUUGUAGUUAUUAAUCCAACAGUAGAUUAUACACCACCUGAAUGUAUACUUUGUUGUGUACAGAUCUUGGUGUUUUGA